Hyphopichia burtonii NRRL Y-1933 is the source of this 1296-nucleotide messenger RNA. RefSeq names its product Kch1p (gene KCH1). The transcript has a single exon. The annotation marks the transcript as partial. Gene Ontology annotation, biological process: potassium ion transmembrane transport. The record is from RefSeq and is a predicted model, not a curated record. Gene Ontology annotation, cellular component: plasma membrane. Lineage: Eukaryota; Fungi; Ascomycota; Pichiomycetes; Serinales; Debaryomycetaceae. Gene Ontology annotation, molecular function: potassium ion transmembrane transporter activity.
AUGAGUGCUUUUGCAGAACCAAGUAACUAUUUCAAUGCUAAUAAUCAAAUUAAUAAGUAUCAUCUUGAUCAUUCUACAUUCGAUUUAAUGGAUGUAGAUCGAUUUCAUAAUACUGAUGGUAAAACGGUUUUUUCCUAUGUCAUGACUUGGAUUCUUAUGAUUCUUUCUUGGGUCUUAUUGGGAGUUGAUAUGUAUACUUGUCUUACGAUUUUGGUAUUCCAUAAAUGGUCUAAUGAUAGUUAUAAACCUUAUGCUUAUUCGGUAGCUAAAUGGAUUUUCACCGGUUGUAUUAUAUUUGAAUUUUGUUUACUUUUGUAUCAUUGGAUUUGGGCAAUUCAUACUUAUAGAACAAGAAAUAUUGCCUUGGCUUACGUUAAUAAGAUUUGUCGCUUAAUGUAUGUGGUAAGAUCUUAUAAUUAUCAUUGUUUAUUUCAUAAGAUUGAACAAGAAAACUUUUUCGAUUGGGCUUGUUUCCUAACUUAUCAUGAAAUCGAUAAUGCUCCCCAAAUUUUGUUGGCUGACACUCCAAGGCAAGUUAUUAAUAUCUUAACCUUGAGAUAUUAUGCCACUAAUGGUGAAACUUCCAAUGAUAUCGUUUCAAAUAUUAAAGAUAUUGCUGAUACUAAUAUUAUUUUAAGUAUCGUUCUUUCCUUCAUGUUGUUAUCAGUGGCUAUUUGGUCAAUUUUCUUUUUCAAAUUCGUAUUUGGUAUGCUCUUAUACAUUCCGGUUAAGGCUAAGUUAAGAAAUAAGAAAUUUAAAUCAUUGAAAAAAUAUUGUUGUACCGUGGUUAAUGAUAAUGUUAGAACCUUGGUUUUCACUAAUCAUAAACCUAAAAAUGAAUUACUUGAAAAAGGUAUUCUUGAUCUUAAAGAUAUUAAUGCCAAUCCUUUAUUAUCUUCAUCAACUACUAAUUUAUCUACUUAUAACCCUGAUCAAAAUAAAUCUUCCGUGGAUGGAUUUCCUUAUAGAGGUAUUCCUCAUUCAGGUUCUUCUUCUUCUUUAGUUCCAAAAAAUUACCUGGAUGAUAAUCAAUCUUAUCGUUAUAAUGAUAAUAAAAAAUUAUAUAAUAUAGCUAAGAAUGGCUCCUCAGUUAGAAAUCCUUCUUAUGAGUCGUUACCUCUUGAUAAUUUGAAAUCAAGAAAUAUCCCUUAUUCAUCCUCUAAUUUAAGAAAUGUUUAUUCAAAUCCAAACAACUCAUCGCAUUCAUUGAAAAAUCCAUUUGAUGAUUUCAAUAAAUCUUUGGAAAACUUAACCCAACCUCCAAAAGCUCAAACAACAACUAGAAAAGCUCCUCCU